This is a messenger RNA of Lampris incognitus (smalleye Pacific opah), 1354 nucleotides long. RefSeq names its product NADH:ubiquinone oxidoreductase subunit A10 (gene ndufa10). Gene Ontology annotation, cellular component: cytoplasm. The record is from RefSeq and is a predicted model, not a curated record. Gene Ontology annotation, biological process: mitochondrial electron transport, NADH to ubiquinone. The transcript is spliced from 10 exons. The coding region runs from base 64 to 1131 and encodes 355 amino acids. Lineage: Eukaryota; Metazoa; Chordata; Actinopteri; Lampriformes; Lampridae.
CGCGCCCCGUCUCUUGAGGGCAUUAAUUUGGGUCAUAAUCGAGAUUUCUGCGAGUCGGUAAUCAUGGCUCUCAGGGUGAUCCGGCUGGUCAUCCCACCCGGAGCAGCCGUUUUUAAAGCGGGGGCAACAGCACAGAAGGUUGGUAUUCACACAAGUUCAGUAAGAAGUCUGCGGUAUGGCUGGUGGUCCUAUUGGCUGGGAGAGAGGACAACGCCACGAUUUACAGAGCACAGUAAAAUCAUCUCGGUUGAUGGCAACUUGGCUUCGGGGAAAGGAGCACUUGCCGAAAAGCUGGCUGACAGGCUUGGGAUGCUCUACAUGUCUGAACCUGACACUUUCUACUUGGACAAGAUGACUGGGGAGAAAGAACCCCUCCCUGUUGCUUUCAAUGGGAUGUGCAGCCUGGAGAAGUUCUACACAGAACCCAGUGCACCUGAUGGGAACUCCUACAGGCUACAGCUCUGGAUGUACAACAUGAGGCUCAUGCAUUAUGCUAAUGCCAUAGAACAUCUACUCACUACAGGCCAAGGAGUGAUCAUAGAGCGUUCACCCUUCAGUGACAUGGUGUUUCUGGAGGCCAUGCACAAACAGGGUUACAUCAGGAAGGAGUGUGUUGACCACUACAAUGAGAUCAAACAUAUCAGUAUUUGUGAGUUCCUGCCUCCACAUUUGGUCAUCUACGUGGAUCAGCCAGCUGAGGAAGUGCAGAAGAAGUUGAAACAGAGUGGCAAGUCUUACCUUCAGAAUGUGCCCUUAGCAUAUCUGAAGAGUGUCGAGGACUCCUACAAGAAGUCUUUUCUGCAAAACAUCAGUGAAAGUUCAGAGCUGCUUGUUUAUGAUGGGACUCAAGCACAGGAUAUUGAAAAGGUGGCAGACGACAUAGAAUAUCUCAAAUUUGAGAAAGGCCCCUGGCUCGAGCAGGAUGACGUCACCUACCACCACAUGCGGAUCCUGGUGGAGGACAAAAUGAGGGUGGCAAGCUUGUGCUGUAUACCGAAAUACCUGCCAGAAAUUACCAUUGGUGCCCACGAGUAUGACGAAACGUACUACGCCUAUAAAAGUCUCCCAGGAAAGAAGUAUGCACCCGGUUUUAAUGCAGACGUGGGAGACAAAUACAUCUGGCUGAAGUGAAUGCACCGACCGACUUCGGUUUUACUGUAAAUGAAUCUUGACUCUCGUCAUGUGACCAUUCUAACCUGUCUGAUCUGCCCCGUGGGUGGAGAACCUCACAUGCCACCUAUAUUUAAUUCAGAUGUAGUCUUCUCUUGUCCAACUGUGCAUCACGGAAAAUUGUAUAUCCUAAAAAAUGUGUAUUAAAGAAUAAAUUUCAAGGCCCUUACAUGUCCUUUCUUAC